CUUCACUUCUAAUUAUAAUAUUAAUUUCAUCCUCUCUCUCUCUCUCUCUCUCUUUUUCUUCUUCUCCUUUUCCUUUCCUUUCCCUUUUUUUGGUCUCCUCCCAUUCCUUAAGUCUCCUUGGGUUGGAAUAAAACAUCCUCCUUCCCCUCCUACUUGUCUUCACGCCAUGGAUCCUCUCUCCUCACUACGUCAACUCAUCCAAACCCAUCCCUUAAUCGAUAAUCACGCACAUAAUCUCCUUUCUCAGUCUGCAGCUAGCGAUUAUACAAAGUAUCCAUUUGAACAGAUUAUCUCUGAAGCUCAAGGAGUCGCUCUCUCCAAUGCUACAUCCACAUUACCUUUUCAUCGCGCUGCCGUCCAGCUUGCCUCCCUCUAUCAAAGCUCCUCAUCCGAUUGGGACCAGUUGAAGGCGGCCCGGAACCAAUGGGUCCGGCGUGACUAUGAGGACCUUGUCCGCCAGUGCCUGGAGGGGACCCAUACCCUGCUACUCGACGAUCUGCUGACGGACCAGGAUGUUGAGCCUUUCAAUUGGCAUGAUCGCUUCACCGUAUCAUGCACUAAGCGCAUUGUCCGCAUUGAGGCGGUGGCCGCUCAAAUCUUAUCCUCCCUUGUGCGGAACACAUCAAUCCCACUGCAUUCCGCAGACCUCUCUGCUUUCCAGCCUCUCUGGGAGAGCUUUGCCCAAGAGUUUCAUCUCCGGAUCUCCGAAGCUAUCCACGACCCCGCGGUAGUGGGGUUUAAGUCGGUUAUAUGUUACCGCACUGGGUUAAAUGUUCAGCCAACUGAUGACGAUGAUACUGGACCAGUGCUUCACUCGUUCGUACGCACUAUCUCCCAAGCGACCAUCUCCACUUGCCGCGUAGAAGAUAAGCCGCUUAAUGACUGGCUGGUUCGUCAAACCCUCAAUCUGCUCAAAUCGGCCGAGACCACUCAGCCAAAUAAACCCAUUCAGCUGCAUACUGGUUUAGGUGAUAACGACAUUAAUCUACUCCGCUCUAACCCUGCUCACCUGCAAGCCCUGAUUGCCCAGUAUCCCGAGGUUGAUUUUGUUUUGCUGCAUUCGUCUUAUCCGUACACUCGUGAAGCCGGUUACCUGGCGUGCGUUUAUCCUAAUGUCUACUUAGACCUCGGAGAGGUCUUCCCCAUGGUGAGUCGAGAUGCACAGGAGUCCAUCAUCCGAGAGAGUCUUGAGAUUGUUCCUACAACGCGCUUGCUGUGGAGCACGGACGGCCAUUUCUUCCCAGAGACAUUCUGGCUUGCCAACAAACAGUUCCGUGAUGCGUUAGAAAAGAUUUUUGUGGAAUACGUCCAAAAUGGUGAUUACACUGUUGGGCAAGCUAAAAAAGCUGCAGUAGACAUUCUCUUCUACAAUUCUAACAAGUUAUAUGAUCUUCACGAGAAUCUCCAUUUCGAUGGACCUGCGUCUGGAUCAUUGGCUAGCCCCCUGUCGCAUACCUCGUCUGCGGAUGCAUUUGAGGUGUUUAUGAGGAGUAACCCGGAUGUCAAAUAUAUUUGGAUGCAAUUCAUCGACCCUACAGCGCUCGUUCGGUUGCGUAUCUUCCCUAUCUUGGAGUUCGCUAAGAUUGUCCGCAAGCAGCGCCGGAUUGGUAUCUGUAUGGCGGUUCUUUGGAUGCUGCAGGACGACAUGGUAGUCGGAGGUUCUACUACUGGCCAGUUCUACAUGACUCCGGAUUUAUCAAGUCUUCGCCGAAAUGUUGGAAUCAACUCAAAAAGCGCUACUGUGAUGACCUGGUGGCGGACCGAAGAGGACCAACCCCUGGAGGGAUGUCCCCGCACUACUCUGCUCAAAAUAGCCAACAAACUCCGCGACGAGUUCGGUAUCGAGGCCACCUGCGGCUUUGAAGUGGAAGUCGUCUUUUUAAAGUCUGUUAUCGACCCCGAAACCGGCAAAGAAGAUUAUGUACCUAGUGCUACAAACCACUCGUGGUCUCAGAUGACCCAGGAAACACGCCGCCUGGUCCCGCUACUCGAAGAGAUCGCCGAGACUCUCGCCUCUGUUGGGAUCAAUCUUGAACAAUUCCACUCUGAAUCCGCUCCGGGCCAAUUCGAAUUCAUCCUCCCACCGGGCUCACCCGUCGCUGCAGUCGAUAUGCUUAUCACAGUCCGACAAGUAAUAACCUGCGUCGCAGAGCAGCACGGCAUUCGGGCCACCCUCCACCCACGCCCCUACUCCAACGCUGCUGGCACAGCUUCCCACGCACACAUCUCCAUCUCCCCACCUACAAAAGAAGACUCCUUCCUGGCUGGCGUACUCGAAAACUACCCAGCUCUGGUGGCCUUUACCCUCUCCGGGGACGCCAGCUACGAGCGCGUUAUGUCCGGCAUCUGGUCCGGAAGCGAAUGGGUCACCUGGGGCACUCAAAACCGCGAGGCUCCAAUCCGAAAGAUCUCCCUAGGUCACUGGGAAAUCAAGUCUCUAGAUGGACUGGCCAACAUGUACUUCGCAAUGGCUGCCUUCCUUGCUGCAGGAUACUCCGGUGUCAAGGAAAAUAGACCGCUAACCGUUAAGGACUGUGCAUAUGACGCAGCUACCCUCAACGAUGCCCAGCGUGCCUCCCUAGGUAUCACGACUAAACUCCCGAAUACCCUUUCCAAGAGUCUUGAUGCUCUAGCCUCCAACAAAACUAUGCAGGAUAUCCUCGGUGCAGAUGUAGUAACGAACUACAUUAUUGUGAAACGAGCUGAGAGUGCGAAACUCAGAGCCAUGGAUGAGAACACGCGACGGAAAUGGCUAAUAGAGCGAUACUAAUGCAUAUUUAUAGACUACUAACUCUCUCCCUCUCCAUUUUAGCCUCUGUUAUGAUGCUCUGCAGAUAAAUACGGUUUCUGCACUACCUCCACUGUCACCACAUAAUAAUAUCUAAAUAACC
Molecule: messenger RNA, 2891 nt
Organism: Aspergillus ochraceoroseus IBT 24754
Lineage: Eukaryota; Fungi; Ascomycota; Eurotiomycetes; Eurotiales; Aspergillaceae
Gene: fluG
Product: extracellular developmental signal biosynthesis protein FluG
Exons: 3
Coding region: 167-2770 (867 amino acids)
Molecular function (GO): glutamine synthetase activity; hydrolase activity
Source: RefSeq, a predicted model, not a curated record